AUGGAAAACGUUGAAUAUACUCUUGAGGACUUUGGUACAUGGAAAGUGGUCGCCUUGAAAGAGUUCUUGUCAAAACGGGCAUUAAAAAUCGAGGGAAAUAAAGCUACGUUAGUCGCUCAUGCCUUUGCUGCUUGGGAGAUGCAAGUCCCUAUUUCAAACACUUCAGUACAGCGUGAAGCUGAAAUAAAUGCAGCAUAUCAGACCCUCCUAACGGUGGAUUUGGGUAGCUCUUCGGUAGUUCUACCUGAUCCUUUAAAAGAAGUGUCUGCUUGGAUAACAGAAAACGAAGGAAUCAAGGACUGGCCUCCGAUUUACUUUAAUGACAUCUGCGUGUUUAUCCUAAGCAAGCACCCUGGUAAAGAUGUUGGAAUGCGUCAAAGGAUGCUCAACGAGUAUAAAGAAGGCAAAGCAUUUCGUUAUUUCGACAAUAACUGGUUAAAAGAAGUUUUUUUUUACCCCAUCAAGGACACAGGCUAUUGCUUUUUGAAAGCGGAUUGCACCCCUUCUAUGCGCCUCAGUCAUUUGCCACAUCAAGUUUGGGUUUGUGCCCAUAAAACAAAGGGUGAUAUAAAGUCUGCAUAUUGCACUUGUACUGCAGGGUGAGUAGAAUUUAUAUUGACCUAUAUAAUAUAGGUUUUGUGCAUAACAAUAAUGCAGCAAUAGCAGUGGGCUAUUCCAUUUAACCCCCCCCCCCCUAUUGAUUAAAGCACUUAAGAUUUACCCCUCAGAAAAAGAUCAAAGUGCUGACAUAUACACCCCCUCAGAAAAGGCAGAAUUGUUUUCCAAACCCUUCAGAAAUUUUGGAGAUCAAAGGAUGCUGACAGAGUGAACCCCGCAGAAAUUGCUUUCAUGAGACCCCUAAUCAAUAGGGGGGAUGGACAUUAAAUGGAAUGCCCUAAUAUGGUUGUGUAUAGAGAUGUUUCUGGAGACAGUGUAAAUUUUUUUUUUGCAUUCACAAAAUGUUUCUGAAAUGGUGUAUUUUCUAUACUUUAGACUUGGCGAGACCUGUAACCAUGUUGCUGCUCUGUUGUAUCGAGUGGAAGCUGCAGCUAGACUUGGUGUGACAAAUCAGCCAGCAUGCACAUCCCUUCCCUGCAAAUGGACACCACCAAGCAAGAAGACAAACGUUAACCCCAAAAUG
Molecule: messenger RNA, 1141 nt
Organism: Paramuricea clavata
Lineage: Eukaryota; Metazoa; Cnidaria; Anthozoa; Malacalcyonacea; Plexauridae
Source: the annotation of a GenBank genome assembly